Messenger RNA from Daphnia magna, 1312 nucleotides. RefSeq names its product 3 beta-hydroxysteroid dehydrogenase type 7. Gene Ontology annotation, molecular function: 3-beta-hydroxy-Delta5-steroid dehydrogenase (NAD+) activity. NCBI's taxonomy places the organism in Eukaryota, Metazoa, Arthropoda, Branchiopoda, Diplostraca, Daphniidae. The coding region runs from base 112 to 1203 and encodes 363 amino acids. The transcript is spliced from 6 exons. The record is from RefSeq and is a predicted model, not a curated record. Gene Ontology annotation, biological process: steroid biosynthetic process.
GAAAUUUUCUUUCUGCUAGGGAAGCUACGUUGCCGAUAUUUUAGUAAUUUCACUUAAAUACAUCGCUAACGCUAAGGAAGGAAAAUCAAGAAAAACCACUAAACCAAUGCAAUGGGUUCUGAAGUUGUUCUCGUUACCGGAGGCCAAGGGUUCCUUGGACAACACAUCAUUCGCUUGCUUCAGCAAGACCCAAAAGUAGCUGAGAUCCGCGUCAUUGACAAAAAGAUGUUUACCAAUCGUAUUGGCUUCGAGGAGAAAAAGGUCGUAAAAUCAUUCGUGGCUGAUAUUUCUAAACCGGAAACCAUGGGAAAUGAGAUCUUCGAUGGUGUAAAUUGCGUUAUCCAUACCGCUGCAGAGACGGGAUUUAGCCAUUUCCCUUCCGCUAAAAUAAUGGAAGAGGUGAACGUUAAUGGUACUCGUCAUGUAAUACAUAAGUGCAUCACAGCCAAUGUGGGUUGUUUAAUCUUUACAAGUACCACUCAUGUGGUGAUACCCAAGAAAGAUCCGCUAUUCCUGGCCACUGAGCAUUUGGCAAAGGCUCCCCCUAAAGACGGUUUCCUUUUCGGCCACUAUGGUCGAACUAAGCACGACGCAGAGAAUCUAAUCAGAGACGCCAAUGGAAAACGUUUAGCCGACGGUUCGGGAAAUCUUGCGACGCUUUGCCUUCGUCCUACGCUGCUAUACGGGGAAUUAGACCCAUAUUAUGUCACCCAUGCCUUGAAGAUUGCUAAAGACCAUGGCGGGUGCUUGUACCGGAUUGGAUGGGGUGGUGAAAGAAUUCAAGUCACGUAUGCUGGAAAUGCAGCUUGGGCUCAUAUCCUUGCCAAGGAUCAGCUGAUGAAAGAGCCAACGAUCGUUGGUGGUGAAGUAAUAUUUGUCACAGAUGACACUGUCAUUCAAAAUGCUUUUGAGUUCCUAGAUCCCUUUCUGAAAGCUCGAUCUAUGAAAGCAUCAACAUUUGUAUAUCCGGCUACUCUUGCUGUAAUUUUCGUUCUCUUUCUGUAUUUUGUGUCGCGCAUGCUGCGCCCACUAGUGCACCUAAAAAACCCUUUUCCGCAUCCGUCGACUCUAUAUUUCAUUGUCUGUUUUUACUGUUUUAAUCGACUCAAGGCUACUCUGCGUCUCGGAUACAAACCUAUUUACAGUCCAGAGGAGGCGAUUAGUAAGUCGUUGGAUUAUUAUAAAAAUGUCCCACUGUCCUAAGGAAAUUUUUCAUGAUUCAUUCUUGUUAUCUCUAUGAACAAUUAAAUGUAUGUGUAUUAGAAAUUAUUCAAACAUAAUAUGAUAAAAAUAUAUGGAAUAGACCUCUUAA